AUGGCUGAUUGCGAGGAGUCUGACGUCUGCUUUUGUACGCUCUUUUGUUGUGGAGAAGCCCGGGUGGCCUCGGCCAUUAUUGUUGAUGAAGGUCUCUGGCAGACUGUAGUCGCUUGCCCAGCCGAAUGCGGGAUAUCGAUUUCUGGCUGUUUCUGGAACGGCGCAGAGCGUCUUGCUUGUCCGGAGUACGAAGUCCAGUGCGAGGGCGAAGAGUGCAGGAGUUGCCGGGUCGUGUUCUACUCGGUGGAUCCUCGGAGUCUGGUGCCCAUCACCCUUCCGGGUGCCCGGCCUUUCCGAGACGGCCAUGGAGAGGUGGUCUUCCCUUCUGCGCCCUCUGUAGCGCAGAGCUUCUACGGCCAAGCAGAGAUGGAUGCCCUACACGUCCAGACGUUGGGACCUGGCGAAGAGGCGCUCGGCUACUACGAGGUAGCCAUUGGGUCUCCAGGAUCCUUCUUUACACGCAACAGCCUGGUGCUCAUCCCGAACUUCCUCAGCCAGCGUGACUGCCACCUGCUGCGGGCAGCCGCCGAUCAGAGGGUUGCUCUGCAGCCGGCGGCAACAAAGCUGGCUUCGUCAGAGUCGUACGCCGCCUGCCGCGAGGGCCUCGACCGUCUACCGCUUUCUGAUCUGAGCUUUGGGGCUCAGGGGAUUUCGGAGCAGAUCCUGCUACGGCUGCUUGGCUUCUUCGAGGCUUUACCUCCCUUGGCCCAGCAGGUCUUUGAGAGGACGACGGGCUUGUCCGGGCUCCGCUUCACCUUCGCCGCCGGCGAGCCGGCAGUGAACCGUUACGAG
Symbiodinium sp. CCMP2456 is the source of this 792-nucleotide messenger RNA. The record is from the annotation of a GenBank genome assembly. Lineage: Eukaryota; Dinophyceae; Suessiales; Symbiodiniaceae.